CGUCAUCUGGUGGAGCAGGAAGUGCAGGCAGAGUCCGGAGGCUGGUGCUUUCUGCGCGUCCCCAGGACUUUGCCAUGGGCUGGGGGCCGCGGAGGCUGGGAGCCGUCAGGCGAGGGCAGCGGCUGCGGUGCCCGCACCGGGGCUGAUUGAGCAGCGACGCGCCGAGCGCGCCGAGAUGGCAGCGUCCAGCAACUCCAGCCUGUCGGGCUCCUCGGUGUCCUCUGAUGCUGAGGAAUACCAGCCCCCAAUAUGGAAAUCUUACUUGUAUCAGUUACAGCAAGAAGCCCCUCGUCCCAAGAGGAUCAUUUGUCCCGGGGAGGUGGAAAACAGACCAAAAUAUUAUGGAAGAGAGUUUCACGGGAUCAUCUCCCGCGAACAGGCAGAUGAACUUCUGGGAGGCGUGGAGGGCGCCUACAUUCUGAGGGAAAGCCAGCGCCAGCCGGGGUGCUACACGCUCGCUCUGAGGUUUGGAAACCAGACUUUAAACUACAGGCUCUUCUACGAUGGCAAACACUUUGUGGGUGAGAAGAGAUUUGAGUCCAUUCAUGAUCUGGUCACAGAUGGCUUGAUAACACUGUACAUAGAAACAAAAGCUUCUGAAUACAUUUCCAAAAUGACAACAAACCCCAUUUAUGAACACAUCGGAUAUGCCACUUUACUCAGAGAAAAGGUGUCUAGGAGGCUGAGCAGGUCUAAGAACGAAUCGAGGAAAACCAGUGUCACCAACGAAGAACACCCCACUGUUGAAAAGAUCUCCUCCCUGGUCCGAAGGGCUGCCCUCACACACAACGACAACCACUUCAACUAUGAGAAGACACACAACUUUAAGGUCCACACAUUCCGAGGCCCGCAUUGGUGCGAAUACUGCGCCAACUUCAUGUGGGGACUCAUCGCUCAAGGGGUCCGGUGCUCAGACUGUGGAUUGAAUGUACACAAACAAUGUUCCAAGCAUGUUCCCAACGAUUGCCAGCCUGAUCUCAAGAGGAUCAAAAAAGUGUACUGUUGUGACCUCACAACACUGGUGAAGGCUCACAACACACAGAGACCCAUGGUGGUGGACAUAUGCAUAAGGGAAAUUGAAGCAAGAGGAUUAAAGUCAGAAGGCCUUUACCGAGUGUCAGGAUUCACUGAGCACAUUGAAGAUGUCAAAAUGGCAUUUGACAGAGAUGGUGAAAAGGCAGAUAUAUCUGCCAACAUCUAUCCAGACAUAAACAUCAUCACUGGAGCCCUUAAACUAUAUUUCCGAGACUUACCCAUUCCUGUCAUCACCUACGAUACCUAUUCCAAAUUUAUGGAAGCAGCAAAAAUCACCAAUGCAGACGAGAGGCUGGAAGCCGUCCAUGACGUGCUGAUGCUGCUGCCUCCGGCCCAUUAUGAGACCCUUCGGUACCUAAUGAUCCACCUCAAGAAGGUGACUAUGAAUGAAAAGGACAAUUUCAUGAAUGCUGAAAAUCUGGGCAUCGUGUUUGGGCCCACCCUGAUGAGGCCCCCUGAAGACAGCACCCUCACCACCCUCCAUGACAUGCGGUACCAAAAGCUGAUUGUACAGAUUUUAAUAGAAAAUGAAGAUGUUUUGUUUUAAUCUACCAGGGAAAUGAGCUGGAUGGCUCCAGUCCAGUCUAAGUUGAUAAGGCUAAAGGAAUAAAAACAUUUCUUAAGCUUGAUUUGUUUUUCAAACAAGUAACAGAACCUUGUGGACCUAGAGGAUGGCCAAGUCGGCUACUGUGUCUCAUAGACACUGGCCUUCUCCACAGAGAACAGCAGGCAUGAGGGUUGGAAAAACCCCUCGUCUGGUCCCUGCGUGCCUCCAAUGUGUGUCUGUUUUGCUGGAAGAGUGAUUAAUACGUCUUUCUUUAACUUAUUAAAACACAAUGUAGACCUUUAAACUUCAGUCUUAUCAGUAAUAAAAUGGAAUUUAAUUCUUAGAGGUACUUGAUAUAAUUAUACAAUUUUCACUUACAGAAAGAAGACAAUUCUAUAUGUUAAAAUGUUUAAUGAAACUUCUAUUGUAAAAUGUAUUUUUAUUUUAGCUUCAAGAAUGUUACUUUAUUUUAGCCAAUAGAACUCAAUGCAGAGCAUUGACUAUUACAUGUGUACCUUGUCCCCGUUCUUGCUGUGAUGCCCUGAAAAAGUUUACCACGAAUGCAGUAUUAUCUUGACAUACCUCCGUCCUUGUCAGUGCUUCUCAAUGAAAUUUCACCUGCCACUGUAUCUAUGCUUUUGAUAGUUUUUGCUGUUAAGCACUGGCAUUUUGCUAUCAUGUGACAUGUAUCUAUAGCAAUUAUAAGAUGGUCUGAAACAUCCAUAAAUUUCUUUCCAUGAAAAUUUUGUGAAAUCCGAAAGUAUGCUUCGGAACUGGCCAUAGUCUUUCCAUAUCUUAUAUGUAUAUCCCAGAACAUGAAGAAUGUGGUCAUUUUACAUAAAAUGAUUUAGGAACACUGGUUAUAUCUGGGCCGUGUAAAAAGUUAGCACUUUUCCUUGUUUCUUUUCAGACAAGCAUUUGGAAUUCCUCUAUUAGUGGCAAGUUGUGCUUUUGCUCCAUUUCUGUAUUUAUGGAAAGUAAAUCUGCAGAAUAAUUGUUGAUUUUUUUCAUUUUUGUUUUAUAAACAAGCCUAUUUUUAAAAGUGAGAAUGAAAAAGUUUGCUUGUUAUAAAUAUUUGUUCCUCCUUGAUAAAAGCAGCACUGUAUAGGUAAUGAUUUCAUAUGAUUUUAUUAUUAUAGUUCCAUCUUAUUGAUUAUAUUUAUCUCUUAGCAUGAGCUUUUCCACCAAGAUUUCUAUAUUUUGUAACAUAGGUUAAAUACUCAAAACAUCAAAAAUUGUAAAUCUGGAUUUUUUUUCUGAAAUCCAACUAUAAUGUCUUUUCCUCUGAUUGAGAUGAUUUAUGUAGUCCCUCACAAGUCUUGUUUUGGGGUGAUCAGAAGAGGACUGCUGUGUGGCAGUGAGCAGGAGGAGGAGUGCAGUGCAAUUGCUGUUUUGGAAAGAGCCACAGGCCAUGUGGAUGGAAGCCAUCAGGGCACAGAGUCAACAUGCUUCUAUUUGGUCCCUGCUAUUGUUCCUCCCAACUGUACAGAUUUGAUGUUGUAGCUUAUGUACUUCUUGAUACUGUCAAAAAAUAUCUGGAAAUGGUUUUAUUUUGUGAAGUGAACAAUACUUUGUAAUUUAUGAUAGUGUAAAUGGAAGGAAAAACAUUAAAUGUAUUAAAUUCUUCCAUCUAUCAUUUCAGAAUAUGGGAAGGAAAGCGGUGUUGGGGGGCAGCAGGGGAUCUUUCAAACCAUGUUCCCAGACGACUAUGGCAAUAAAGCUUCCAUCAUCACCAAAACACCGUAGUAAAACAGACACAUCUCCUGGAGUCCCCACUUCAUUUAC
Messenger RNA from Talpa occidentalis (Iberian mole), 3367 nucleotides. It is a transcript of the gene CHN2, whose product is annotated as chimerin 2. Bases 176 to 1582 code for a protein of 468 amino acids. Gene Ontology annotation, molecular function: GTPase activator activity. Lineage: Eukaryota; Metazoa; Chordata; Mammalia; Eulipotyphla; Talpidae. The record is from RefSeq and is a predicted model, not a curated record. Gene Ontology annotation, biological process: positive regulation of GTPase activity; signal transduction; regulation of small GTPase mediated signal transduction. The transcript has 13 exons.